UGCCGAACAGCAACAAAGAACCAUAAACCCAUGUCUGCUCUUCAAUGGUGCUGCCUUUCUUCUCUCAAAACCACUGCUCCCCUCUCCUCUACUAACAAUCAGAAGAAGUCUCCUUUCAAAAUUUCCUUCUCUCAAAACCAAACUAGUGAUGAAGCUUCCCAGCCCAUCUCACCAAGCUUCGAAGAAACUGCUUCGGAGUCCACCCAGGUACAGGGUCAUAUAGACCCUGUCAAGCUUGCUUUUGAGAGGGCUAAAGCGUAUAAAAAAACGAAAGUGAAUCCAGAUUCAAAAACUGAACAGAACCCAGAAGGGGAUUCUGAUGGGGAUGGGAGAAAGACUGAUGGAAGUAAGGAAAUUCCAGUUUCAGUUAAGGUUGCAAUGGAAAAGGCAAGAGAGUACAAGGAGAAUAGUGGGGUUCUUGGUGGUGUUGAGAAUAACAGUGAGAGCAGAAUUAGUUCAGGCAAGAAAACUGAGAGUGAGGGUACUUCACAACAAAACAAGACUGUGGAGAAGAAGGUUCAGAAGAACAAAAAAUUGUCAAUUUCAAGCAUUGACUUCGUUGGGCUUGAUUUUGCUGAUAAGAGAAAGAGCAGAGGACUACCACCUGGACUGGUUCCAAUUUCGGACCCUUUUCCCGAAGGCGACUUGCCUGAUGUGGAGAUUAUUGUUGGGGACACCAGCAAGUUUGGGGAGGCAACAACAUCAGAGACAAAGCAAACUCCAGAAGAUAACUCUGAUUUUUAUAAGCCGAAAGUCUCAACAUGGGGAGUCUUUCCUAGGCCUGGCAACAUCUCCAAGAAGUUUGGUGGUGGAAGGACUAUUCGACCUGGGGAAGUGCUUGAAACAGAAGAAGAUAGAGCUGCUAAAAAUGAGCGCAGCAGGCAAUUGCUUGCUGCUUACAAGAAGAAAGUUGGAUUAGAUGUUGACCCAAAGCUAAGAUCUGAAUGUGAGAAGGCAUUAAGGGAUGGUGAAUCAUUGAUGGAUUCUGGGAAGCUUAAGGAUGCUUUAUCCUACUAUGAAAGAGUAAUGGAGAAGAUGCCUUAUCUGAGUGAACUUCAUGGAUUAGCUGCUUUGCAGUGGUCUAUAUGUCAAGAUUCACUUAGUAGACCCAAUGAGGCUCGGAUUAUGUAUGAGAAGCUCCAGUCUCAUCCAAAUGCCAAAGUAAGCAAGAAAGCAAGGCAGUUUAUGGAUAGUUUCAAGGCCAUGGAAAUGAUGAAGGUGACAGGCUCAAACCCUUCAUCAACUUACACAGGCUACGAUAAAUAUUUUGAGGCAUUAAUUGAAGACAAAGCCUACUACUCUCCAGAAGGGGCUGAAGUCACAGAAGGAGCACUGAAUCAAGCCCUCCCAUAUAUGGUUUUCCUUCUUUCUCCAAUUGUUGUUGUAUUAUUCAUUGCUUUACAGAAACGAUAUGCAAAUUAAUAUAAAUGCAAUGUCUCAUUAUAUCUUUCCUAAAAUAUAUACUUAGAUUUCAUUUUUUCCAAGUGGUACAAUAUUUCAGUAAUACAUAGAUUUUCUUCUCCACGAUUCAUAAAUUGAUAU
Molecule: messenger RNA, 1542 nt
Organism: Durio zibethinus
Lineage: Eukaryota; Viridiplantae; Streptophyta; Magnoliopsida; Malvales; Malvaceae
Product: cytochrome C oxidase subunit
Molecular function (GO): protein binding
Source: RefSeq, a predicted model, not a curated record